AUGCCAGCCUCAUCUCACGUUAUCAACUGGACGGACAAAACAGUUUUCCGUGACAAUAUCCUUGUCAUGGAAGUUGAAAAUCUCCUCAAUGGUUGGCCGACAUAUGAGAUCAAUUUUACACCACAAAACCCAGGACCGUUGAAACUGCUCAUUCGCCUCAAAGAUGCUGUGAAACUCGUUGAACUCGAAGAUUCUUCAGAUAGCGAAGCCGAGGAGUUGUUGCCUGGCAGCAAACUGAAAGGACGGAAGACUACCUCUCAAUCUCAUACCAAGGACUCCGAGUCCAACGUCAAGGACUCGUCCCAUCCAGACGUAAUGCAAUCAGAUGCCGGGGACUCGUGCUAUCGGGCCAAGACAAUGAUAUCUACCGAUAACUGCUUUCAUGCAAAGCCUGUACAACUCAUCGGAGUUCUCAAAGACCCUGUCUCCCGUAAACGUAAAUUCCAAGAGAGCGAAUGGCCACCUCGUCGCCGCCGCACGUACAGGCAUAUCUCUCCCAGCCAGGAUAUCAAUGCGCUCCAAGCUUUUAGAACUUUUCCUGCCGCUGUCGCAGUGGCAAAAGCAAACACCACGAAGUAG
This is a messenger RNA of Suillus clintonianus, 579 nucleotides long. RefSeq lists its product as uncharacterized. The coding region runs from base 1 to 579 and encodes 192 amino acids. The transcript has 4 exons. Lineage: Eukaryota; Fungi; Basidiomycota; Agaricomycetes; Boletales; Suillaceae. The record is from RefSeq and is a predicted model, not a curated record.